Molecule: messenger RNA, 6572 nt
Organism: Gorilla gorilla gorilla (western lowland gorilla)
Lineage: Eukaryota; Metazoa; Chordata; Mammalia; Primates; Hominidae
Gene: COL6A2
Product: collagen type VI alpha 2 chain
Exons: 28
Coding region: 472-3228 (918 amino acids)
Biological process (GO): extracellular matrix organization
Molecular function (GO): extracellular matrix structural constituent conferring tensile strength
Source: RefSeq, a predicted model, not a curated record
GGACGCGGGUGGCCCCGACGCCCCAUCGCUGCGCCCCUCCCGGCCUGGAGCCCACCAGGGCCCCGCCAGGCCCAGGAGAAGCUGCAGACGGAGGCGGCUCCGCAGGGCGGCGGGACCCGGGCUGACAGCGACCCGCAGCCCCUGCCGGGCCGCCCACACCCGCCCUGGGACUCCGCGGGGGACGCUGGUGGAACCGCUGGGCCUGGGUCUCCACUGCUGGCAACCGAACGGAUCGGCCCUCUGUGGAGCCGCAGGUGUGCGGGCGAGCGGUGCCCAUCCGGGCUGUGCCAGCAGGACCCCGGUGCCCGCGCCUCAGGCGCCCCUGGAGAAGGGACCUUCCCUUUGGGGUCGGUACCCAGAAAGGAGGGGCCUGCUGUCCGCGGAGCUCCUUGUUCUUGGGAUAACACAGCUCUGGCUUGGAGGCCCCCUUGCACUUCGACUCUGGACUUCAGGGCCACAGGUGCUGCCAAGAUGCUCCAGGGCCCCUGCUCCGUGCUCCUGCUCUGGGGAAUCCUGGGGGCCAUCCAGGCCCAGCAGCAGGAGGUCAUCUCGCCAGACACCACCGAGAGAAACAACAACUGCCCAGAGAAGACCGACUGCCCCAUCCAUGUGUACUUCGUGCUGGACACCUCGGAGAGCGUCACCAUGCAGUCCCCCACGGACAUCCUGCUCUUCCACAUGAAGCAGUUCGUGCCGCAGUUCAUCAGCCAGCUGCAGAACGAGUUCUACCUGGACCAGGUGGCGCUGAGCUGGCGCUACGGCGGCCUGCACUUCUCUGACCAGGUGGAGGUGUUCAGCCCACCGGGCAGCGACCGGGCCUCCUUCAUCAAGAACCUGCAGGGCAUCAACUCCUUCCGCCGCGGCACCUUCACCGACUGCGCGCUGGCCAACAUGACGGAGCAGAUCCGGCAGGACCGCAGCAAGGGCACCGUCCACUUCGCCGUGGUCAUCACCGACGGCCACGUCACCGGCAGCCCCUGCGGGGGCAUCAAGCUGCAGGCCGAGCGGGCCCGCGAGGAGGGCAUCCGGCUCUUCGCCGUGGCCCCCAACCAGAACCUGAAGGAGCAGGGCCUGCGGGACAUCGCCAGCACGCCGCACGAGCUCUACCGCAACGACUACGCCACCAUGCUGCCCGACUCCACCGAGAUCGACCAGGACACCAUCAACCGCAUCAUCAAGGUCAUGAAACACGAAGCCUACGGAGAGUGCUACAAGGUGAGCUGCCUGGAAAUCCCUGGGCCCUCUGGCCCCAAGGGCUACCGUGGACAGAAGGGUGCCAAGGGCAACAUGGGUGAGCCGGGAGAGCCUGGCCAGAAGGGAAGACAGGGAGACCCGGGCAUCGAAGGCCCCAUUGGAUUUCCAGGACCCAAGGGCGUUCCUGGCUUCAAAGGAGAGAAGGGUGAAUUUGGAGCCGACGGUCGCAAGGGGGCCCCUGGCCUGGCUGGCAAGAACGGGACCGAUGGACAGAAGGGCAAGCUGGGGCGCAUCGGACCUCCUGGCUGCAAGGGAGACCCUGGAAACCGGGGCCCCGACGGUUACCCGGGGGAAGCAGGGAGUCCAGGGGAGCGAGGAGACCAAGGCGGCAAGGGGGACCCUGGCCGCCCAGGACGCAGAGGGCCCCCGGGAGAAAUCGGGGCCAAGGGAAGCAAGGGGUAUCAAGGCAACAAUGGAGCCCCAGGAGGUCCUGGUGUGAAAGGAGCCAAGGGCGGGCCUGGGCCCCGAGGACCCAAAGGCGAGCCGGGGCGCAGGGGAGACCCCGGCACCAAGGGCAGCCCAGGCAGCGAUGGCGCCAAGGGGGAGAAGGGGGACCCUGGCCCUGAGGGGCCCCGUGGCCUGGCUGGAGAGGUUGGCAACAAAGGAGCCAAGGGAGACCGAGGCUUGCCUGGACCCAGAGGCCCCCAGGGAGCUCUUGGGGAGCCCGGAAAGCAGGGAUCUCGGGGAGACCCCGGUGAUGCAGGACCCCGUGGAGACUCAGGACAGCCAGGCCCCAAGGGAGACCCCGGCAGGCCUGGAUUCAGCUACCCAGGACCCCGAGGAGCACCCGGAGAAAAAGGCGAGCCCGGCCCACGCGGCCCCGAGGGAGGCCGAGGCGACUUUGGCUUGAAAGGAGAACCUGGGAGGAAAGGAGAGAAAGGAGAGCCUGCGGAUCCUGGUCCCCCUGGUGAGCCAGGCCCUCGGGGGCCAAGAGGAGUCCCAGGACCCGAGGGUGAGCCCGGCCCCCCUGGAGACCCCGGCCUCACGGAGUGUGACGUCAUGACCUACGUGAGGGAGACCUGCGGGUGCUGCGACUGCGAGAAGCGCUGUGGCGCCCUGGACGUGGUCUUCGUCAUCGACAGCUCCGAGAGCAUCGGGUACACCAACUUCACGCUGGAGAAGAACUUCGUCAUCAACGUGGUCAACAGGCUGGGUGCCAUCGCUAAGGACCCCAAGUCCGAGACAGGGACGCGUGUGGGAGUGGUGCAGUACAGCCACGAGGGCACCUUUGAGGCCAUCCAGCUGGACGACGAACGUAUCGACUCCCUGUCGAGCUUCAAGGAGGCUGUCAAGAACCUCGAGUGGAUUGCGGGCGGCACCUGGACACCCUCGGCCCUCAAGUUUGCCUACGACCGCCUCAUCAAGGAGAGCCGGCGCCAGAAGACACGCGUGUUUGCGGUGGUCAUCACGGACGGGCGCCACGACCCUCGGGACGACGACCUCAACCUGCGGGCCCUGUGUGACCGCGACGUCACAGUGACGGCCAUCGGCAUCGGGGACAUGUUCCACGAGAAGCACGAGAGCGAGAACCUCUACUCCAUCGCCUGCGACAAGCCGCAGCAGGUGCGCAACAUGACGCUGUUCUCCGACCUGGUCGCCGAGAAGUUCAUCGAUGACAUGGAGGACGUCCUCUGCCCCGACCCUCAGAUCGUGUGCCCAGACCUUCCCUGCCAAACAGAUGCACCGUGGCCUGGCGGCGAGCCCCCGGUCACCUUCCUCCGCACGGAAGAGGGGCCGGACGCCACCUUCCCCAGGACCAUCCCCCUGAUCCAACAGUUGCUAAACGCCACGGAGCUCACGCAGGACCCGGCCGCCUACUCCCAGCUGGUGGCCGUGCUGGUCUACACCGCCGAGCGGGCCAAGUUCGCCACCGGGGUAGAGCGGCAGGACUGGAUGGAGCUGUUCAUUGACACCUUUAAGCUGGUGCACAGGGACAUCGUGGGGGACCCCGAGACCGCGCUGGCCCUCUGCUAAAGCUCGGCCGCCCGCCCAGCCAGGCUCUCCCUGCCACACUAGCUUCCCAGGGCUGCCCCCCACAGGCUGGCUCUCAGUGGAGGCCAGAGAUCUGGAAUCGGGGUCAGCGGGGCUACAGUCCUUCCAGGGGCUCUGGGGCAGCUCCCGGCCUCUUCCCACGCUGGUGGCCACCGUGUCCCUUGCUGCGGCUGCAUCUUCCAGUCUCUCCUCCGUCUUCCUGUGGCCGCUCUCUUUAUAAGAACACCAGUCAUUGAAUUUAAGGCCCACCCCAAGUCCAGAAUGACCUCGCAAGACCCUUAACUCACUCCCGUCUGCAGAGUCCUUCUUUGCCGCAUCAGGUCACCCUUGCAGGCUCCAGGGUUUGGGCGUGGAAGUCUUUGGAGGCCCUUACUUAGCGGCCCAGCUGGGCUGCCGUGCGUCUGGGAUGGGGCUGAGGGAGGGUGCUGCCCAGGUGCUGGAGAAUGUUCCAGCACCAGGUUCCAGUGGAGCCUCAGAAACAGGCCCCAGAGGCUGGUGAGCCUCGCUGGGUGUGGGCACUAAUCCCAUCCAUGGUGACUUGGGGGCGCUCACGGCCCACCUGGUGGCAGGUGAAGGCUUCGGGUUGGGCAGCAGAUAGUCCUGAGGGAAGCUGGCAGUCCUGGCACCAUGACGUAUCUGGGCUGGUGUCAUGCACAGUAGGGCGAAUGGCCACGCCUGCCUGCCAGCAGCCCCAAGCCCGGGGUGUCUGCACCCUUCCACCCCAACCUCUGGGUCCCCAAAAGCACAGUCGAGGGAGCAUCCACCAGGUACAACCUCUGCGGUCCUCGGAGGACUGAGCAGAGAACCCCAGGGGCCACAAUGUUGGGGAGCGGCAGGGAUCACCAUCCAAAGGGCACAGCCCCACAGCGAGCUGACCCCGACGUUCCAACUGCAGGAGCCCUCAUCCAGGCUGGGCUCUUGCCGGGCAGGGCUGUGACCAUUUCUCAUGGCCAGGUUCUCGUCCCCACACCCACUGCACAGGGCAGGCCAGGCUGGGCUUCCCACUGUGGGGAUGAAGGAUCCUCCACAGAAGGAGGAGAGCAGAGUCCACAGACAUCCCGACACCCUCAGCCUCCCUGUGCCUGGACGGCCCACACAGCUUCCCCGUCUCCACCAGGCCCCACAGACACUGAUGGAGAGAGACCCCCCAAAACCAGCCGCCCCGUGCAUGUCUGUCUCCGUGUGUGUGGUGACAGCAGUGAAAAUGUUAUUAGUUUUGAGGGGGUUUGGGAAGCCCAGCAGUACCUGAGGAGUUUCUGGACAUUUAAGCCGGUUCCCAGGUGUGGCCUUAACAGGGAGGCUGCCCUUCCUUUCACUGAAUAAGCUGCGUCACUCAUAAGCUCACUGAGGGAACCCCAUCUGCCAGCUCGUGCGUGCUCAGACAAGGUCUGUCUCAAGCCUUCUGUGAAGGCUGCAGUGGAGCCUGAGGUCACCCUGCUGUGUUCAGAGCUUUGCUCACUACCUGUGGGGCUGCACCGUUGCACUUCCAGGGACCCCGGAAACCGAGUUUCGGGUCAGGGUCCUCUGUGUGCAUUCCUGGGGGUCCAUGUACCAGCUGUGACGACGUCCAGGGGUUGGGCUGAGAAGCAGACACCCUUGGGGAAACUGGCUCUGUCCCUCCCCCCCCAUCCCAGGAGCUGAGGUCCUGGUGAGGACACAGGGCCAGGUCCACGCAAGGACUGUCCGUGUCCUGUCCUGUGGUCUCUGGCCCCACGUGACACCCACACGUGUGGUGGGCGGCCUGGCCUGGGUUGUGGCUAUGGCCAGGCCCCCAAGCUGUCCCCAGUGCCCAGGGCUGGUGACCACCCAGGCAGGUGGGGGCCCCGCUUGGUAACAGAGUCAUAGGGCAGAGCCCACCUGGGCUGCCACAGAAGGUCUGGCUGCCCCUGUGCCCACUGCUCCCCACCAUGGCCAAUCAGAAGAGUCAGGUGCUCCCGGUCUUUCCGGGAGGGACGUGGCCCAACCAGCGCUAGGUGUUCUGAGCAGCUCUGGGACCCAGCAAGUGAGGGGUCAGGCUGGGGGGUGUCAGAGCCAGGGUCCUCCUUAAGUCCCUCCCACACCACACAGACAGUGGCCCUUUUGUGGGCAGCAAAUUCUUGAGCCAUGAAAGGAUGCUUUGGGCCCCUUCCCUCCCAGGAGGGCAGCCUGUGCAGGGAUGGCGCUCAGCAGGUGGACAGGGCCUGGGGCCUGAAUCAGGGUCUCAGGCCUGGGAGCACCAGCAGAGGAGAUGGCGGCUCCCAGGAGUACCGCCUCAGAGAGGCUUGGGCUGAGGACACACACCCAGGGCUGCCCUGCAGAAACGCCCCCGCAGAGCCCAGUGGUCUGUGGGGUUGCAGGCAGGGUGCGAAUGGAAGGGCAUAGGUGCAGGGCUGGGGCCCGCCCGGUCCUGCCAACCUCCCCUCCGCCCAGCCCGCACCUGCGUCUCCCCACAGAGCUGUCCGUGGCACAGUGCACGCAGCGGCCCGUGGACAUCGUCUUCCUGCUGGACGGCUCCGAGCGGCUGGGUGAGCAGAACUUCCACAAGGCCCGGCGCUUCGUGGAGCAGGUGGCGCGGCGGCUGACACUGGCCCGGAGGGACGACGACCCUCUCAACGCACGGGUGGCGCUGCUGCAGUUUGGUGGCCCCGGCGAGCAGCAGGUGGCCUUCCCGCUGAGCCACAACCUCACGGCCAUCCACGAGGCGCUGGAGACCACGCAAUACCUGAACUCCUUCUCGCACGUGGGCGCAGGAGUGGUGCACGCCAUCAAUGCCAUCGUACGCAGCCCGCGUGGCGGGGCCCGGAGGCACGCAGAGCUGUCCUUCGUGUUCCUCACGGACGGCGUCACGGGCAACGACAGUCUGCACGAGUCGGCGCACUCCAUGCGCAAGCAGAACGUGGUACCCACCGUGCUGGCCUUGGGCAGCGACGUGGACAUGGACGUGCUCACCACUCUCAGCCUGGGCGACCGCGCCGCCGUGUUCCGCGAGAAGGACUACGACAGCCUGGCGCAACCCGGCUUCUUCGACCGCUUCAUCCGCUGGAUCUGCUAGCGCCGCCGCCCGGGCCCCGCAGUCAAGGGUCGUGAGCCCACCCCGUCCAUGGUGCUAAGCGGGCCCGGGUCCCACAUGGCCAGCACCGCUGCUCACUCGGAGGACGCCCUGGGCCCGCGCCUCUCCAGCUCCUCCCAUGGGGUCCCCGUAGCCCCAGCCCCCGCCCAGCCCCAGGUCUCCCCAGGCCCUCCGCAGGCUGCCCGGCCUCCCUCCCCCUGCAGCCAUCCCAAGGCUCCUGACCUACCUGGCCCGAGCUCCGGAGCAAGCCCUGACCCAAUAAAGGCUUUGAACCCAC